UGCGAUGUGAAGUCGGUGCAAGCCAUGUAUAUAAGGGGGUUAGUUUUCCUGUCCGUCAUUGCCUGUUUUCGCGCAUCGGGGCUAGAUCUUCGGCGAUGGCUUCCUUUUUACCGAGCAAACGAGGAGGACUCAAGCUUUUAUUCGAUGGGUUCGAAUACGACAAACAACGAGAGAACGGCGACAAGAUCUACUGGCAGUGUAGUCGAAAGCUCGAAUGUAAGGCCCGAGCUCACACCAUCAACGGAGACGUGGUCAAAACGGUGAACGACCAUACACACGGGCCAUCGCUGCUCGAACAAGAGGCGAAAUUUGCUUACGCCGCCAUGAAGGAAAGGUCCCAACAGACGGAAGAAACUAACCAGUGCAUCGUCGGCGAUUUCGUGGAAGCAACGUCUGCGGAGUCACGGUGCUACCUGCCCUCCCAAGCAACCAUGAAAAGAAGUCUGAGGAGACUUCGGGCCCACGAGACACGGCCUCAUCCGUUGCCCUCCCGCCUGCAGGACGUCGUGAUUCCAGACGAAUACGCCGUGAAUAAGGAUGGAGCACCGUUCCUUCUUCAUGAUUCCGGUGCGACUGACGCAGAGCGCUUCAUUGUGUUCUGUAGCCCAGACAUGCUGGCGCUGCUAGGCUCUUCACGGCAGUGGUUUGCAGAUGGGACCUUCAAAGUUGCACCUGCUCUCUUCUACCAGCUGUAUACAGUUCACUGCAAGGUUAACGGCGCGGUCAUCCCUGCAGUGUAUGUUUUGAUGAGGUCUAAAACAGAAGCUGCAUACACUAAGCUGCUCUCGGUUCUAAAGAGCAAGUGUGCCGCUGCUGAUCCUUCCACCGUUCUACUGGACUUCGAACAAGCAGCUAUUAACGCAUUUAGGAGGGUGUUUCCGUCUUGUCAAGCUCUUGGCUGCUUCUUCCAUUUGUGUCAAUGCGUGUACAGGAAGUUGCAAAGCGAGGGUCUUCAAGAGUCGUAUCGGGUCGACGGCGCGUUUAACCUGAUGGCACGCAUGAUCCCCGCAAUUGCUCUCGUACCCGAAGGAGAUGUCUUUGAUGCCUUCGAGGCGUUAUCGACGAUGCCAGGAUUUCCUCCGGAGUUGCUACCGGUCUUGGAUUACUUUGAGGACACUUUCCUGGGACGUCUGACAGCCCGCGGCCGAAGGGAUCCAAGGUUUCCAGCCUCUCUCUGGAACCACCAUGCAACCGUGCUCCGUGGCGAUGCAAAAACAACGAACUCUGUGGAAGCGUGGCAUCGAGGGUUUCAGACCCACGUUCAAUGUCACCAGCCAAGCCUGUGGAAGUUCCUGGCCGUCUUGCAGAAAGAAGACGCCCUGAACCUGCACCGCCUCGAGCGUGUCAUCAUGGGGGUUGAAGAGAAAUCGGCGAAAAAAUAUAGAGACUCCGCUUCUCGGCUUCAGACGCUUGCGGCGCGCUUUGCAAGAGCGGGCAUCAUCGGCUAUCUGAAAGGUGUAGCUAACAAUGUUUCGUUUUAGCAUACUGUACCAUUUUCGAGAUGGUCAUGUUAUUAAAACUGUGUGCCUCCAAUGACUUUCAUUUGUUUCUCCACGUCAUUGAUAAUGAUCGUUAAUCCUGGAUAAAAUUAUAGCACGCCUAAUACUUUCUAAAUUGGUUAGUUUCUGCUUGUAACAUGUAUGUAUGACAGACAAUAGAACUGACAAAUACGCAAGUUCUCACAUUUGCAGAGAACACGCCCGUUUCCCUCCAGCACAGCCCUCGAUGUUUAUAUCAGAAAUUGCGUAAAUAACAUUAGAUAUUAUGUAUUUAUAAGAAAAUAGAUAAACUUGUUAAAGUGUUAUCUUUUAUCUUGAAUGUGAGCAGAUAAAGUAUAUCGGCCAGUAAUAUUUAAAUUGGAAAAAAAGAAAAAAAAAUACCUUCUGGCGCUCUCACAACCAAAAUUUCCCAAUGCACUGUUCGCCGAAAUUUUCGGUACCGAAAUGUCCGGUACCUAAACAACCACGUACCGAAAUGUCCGGUACC
Ixodes scapularis (black-legged tick) is the source of this 1986-nucleotide messenger RNA. RefSeq lists its product as uncharacterized. The record is from RefSeq and is a predicted model, not a curated record. Bases 96 to 1481 code for a protein of 461 amino acids. NCBI's taxonomy places the organism in Eukaryota, Metazoa, Arthropoda, Arachnida, Ixodida, Ixodidae. The transcript has 3 exons.